Pectinophora gossypiella (pink bollworm) is the source of this 9871-nucleotide messenger RNA. RefSeq lists its product as uncharacterized. NCBI's taxonomy places the organism in Eukaryota, Metazoa, Arthropoda, Insecta, Lepidoptera, Gelechiidae. The record is from RefSeq and is a predicted model, not a curated record. The coding region runs from base 237 to 7556 and encodes 2439 amino acids. The transcript is spliced from 2 exons.
UAUUUAUUCUGUGUGGUAACCCCAUAAAACACCUUUGGGCGACAGCGUAGGAAACGUAAUAAAUCGGUGUCUCCUAGGAAAUAUUAUUGAUAUUUUAUGGAAUUGAAUAAAAAUCUGAAGAUGAAGAGAUUUGGUGCGACCCCCAAGUACUAAGUCAAUGAAAAUAGUGUUCGCGAGUAUGCAGAUACGUAAAAAAAUGGUCACAAGUGUAAAUAUGUGUCGAAGCUGCCUCGGCUAUGGAUGCUAAGGACUUGAGGACCGAAGCUGCUUUGGGUGAUCGCAGCAACGAUGGCAAUACAAAGUACGCUCAAAGUACAGGCACUUUAUCGUGUCACAGAAAUAAAACCUAUCAAGAUAUUGGAUCGAACUCAUUGGGUAAAGUGGAUGCACCGAAUGCGCGACCGUGCGCCGUCAUAGGCCCCGACAGGGUGGUACCGCCGCCCGCCUCCACUGACGCCUAUGUAAAGAAAGGUCCAACCGAACCAUGGCUCGCACCGGAGAACACCUACCGUCGCCCUCCCGAAUAUCCUCACAAAGUACUGGACUAUCAGCACCCAACAAGAAACAUAUCACCGAGACAAACAUUCCAAGAAAACAUGCAGCGCAUAAUGGUGCCUCCCUCAUACAAUUCUGUGAAAAUGAAAGACGAUCUUAACUUUUCGGAAGUAAAUAUAACUCAAAUGAGAAAUACCAAGUUAAAUGUGCCCACGGACUCUACUGCAAAGUACUGUGAUGUGCCUUAUAAUGUUAAUCCUAUGAUAAAUGAACAAAAAAAUGUUAGGAACUCUGACAUUAGUGUGUCUAACAUGAAUAAUGUGCUUACACGCAGUGUUCCCCAUGCUCCACAUGGCUGGCCCCCGGCAAAUGCUAAUGUCAGGGCAUCUAAACCAUUUCCUCAAGAAGUGUAUCAGUAUCCAGAGUAUCCCAGUUGUGCUGGUCCCCGACCAGUGCUAAUGAGCAGACCCCACCGGACACUUCAUGAAGAACCUGCUGCUGUGUAUUCAGAUGCAUACUACCACGAUGGAAAUAUCCGCUUCAAGCCGUACCCACCAGUCAAGGAGCGAUAUCCACAGUCGAGGUAUGAAUAUAUUGGUAAUUAUGCAAACCCAUAUCAUCCACCACCACCUUUCCCUGCUCAUAAGUAUGAUUUACAGAAACCAAUGCCUGGUCAUCCUUAUCCUGGCUACUCUCAAGUUCCUCUCAAAUACUUAGAUGGUAGAAUGGCUGAGCCCAUUAUGAAUGGGUAUCAGAGACCACUAAAUCCUCAAGGUAGUUACAAUAAUUUACCAUUCCGUAAUCAAGUGAUUCAUCCAACAUAUGGCCCCAUUCCAGGUAAUUGUUUACCAUCCAAUAAAUUUUAUCCUUACCCUCCUGAUGGUUCUAAGACAAUAGCAGCAAACAAGUUACCUUAUGAUGCUAACAGUAAAGUCUAUACAGAGUUUGAUAAUACCCGAAACAAAAGUUAUCCUAUGCAUGAUGGAUUUUAUGUGAAUGAAAUACCCAGAACUCAUUCGAUGAAAGGACAGGUACUUCCACCUAACUAUCCAACCAAUGUACACGCAAUGCCCCAACACGCAUAUUACAGGAAAGACAAUAUACUAAUUAAAGGUUAUGAGUAUAAUUCUCAUUACAGAAACAUUGAUCCGAAUUUAAAUGUAAAUGGUAAUCCUCUGUUAAGAUUCUCAACAGAAUUCUCGUCUAAUGCUAUAGCAAUGUCUCCUUCCGACUCAAAUACUAGUAAUGAUACUAGUCAAACCCAUGGAACAUCUCAGGAAGACUGUGGGUAUGUGAGCCAAUCUUCUACAGCGAGUGUAAGGAGUAUGGAUUCUAACAUUAGCAGAAUGCACCACGAUGUUUACAGAAGAUACGACCAACGGUAUGGACCUUUAAUGAAAUCAUCACCAUUACUGCCAAAACAUGAUCGAAAUUCUCAUGUAUAUAAUAAUUCAAAAGAGAAAAAAGAUAUUGAUGUUAGACAAUUUUUGCAAAUGUGGAAUGAAGGAGAGGAUGAAGGUAGUGAGAAUGCAAAAGAAGUUAUUAUCAAAACAAAUAAUACCAAUAAUAACGCUAAUCACUAUGAAAACAAUAAUCAAGAACAACUUUAUGUUCUGGGAUUAGUUAACGUCCCAAGUGAAGAGCUUGGCAAAUAUGAACACAUACAGAAAGUUUCUAAACUACCUGAGAAUAUAAAAGGAUAUAGUAGCAUUGAGUUACUUCAUCAAUUUGAAGAAGUAAUAGAAUCUUCAAAUUUGAAUAAUUAUAAUGCUAAACCACCUACAUCACGGGAGUUUCGCGGUCCAGUAAAAGGGAAUAUGCCUAUGCAUAGUAUAGCGAUACCACCUCGGCCCAUUUCACCUUUGGAUGUAGAAGCAAAAAUAAGUCAGUCGGUUAUUCAUAAAGAAGUUGGGUGCAAUUUUGAAAUAAAACCGUGCAGUCCAAAGAUGCUUAACGUUGAAGUAGCAACUCCUGUUCAAAAUGUUCUAGCUGAAAGAGCAAUAGAAAAAGUUUCAAAUCCCCUUAUUAUAAACUCCCCACUUUUACCAACCCUUGAAGAAAAUGGCAAUAACUGCAAUGUUAUUAAAUGCCAGGAUCGAACUUCUGUAAAUGAGACUUCAAAAGUUGCAAGCUGCAAAAUGGUUAAUACUCAGUAUUCCCACAGUGAUCUUAAUGAUUCUGUAAAAACUAAUUACAGUUUACAAGACUUGGAAAGCAAUUCAGGCGUAUGUUUAGCUUCUUUGCCCAGACUCGAUAAUGAUAUUGAGUUAAAUUUCCCUGAAGUCAACCAACAAUUUAUCAAUGCAAACAAAGUGGAGUCUGUUAUCACCGCUGCUCCGUUAAAAGAUUUGCUGCCCUUGGAUAUUGAUCAAUCUGACACGACGAAGGGCGACGGCAUAGAAAGCGAAAUCGGUAGUUCUAUAAAUGUCUCUGUAGAGAAAGAUUUUUCAAAGUUAAGCAAGUAUAGAAAACUCAAAAGAAAAGGUACAGAAGCUAACACAUCAGAAACAAAUGUUCAAGCUUUGAGAACAGACAGCGUUAUUAUAAAAAACCCAGAUAAUAAUAAGAGCAUGGAACAAAGUGUGGAGAAAACGACUCUGUCUAAGAAUAAGCCAGCUAAUGCGCAAGAUGAUCCAAUUAAUUUAUCCGUUAAUACAGAAAAUCGUGGUAAUACAAAUAAAUCUGAUUUUGAAACUAAGAAACUUCAAGUCGGUAAAUCAAAUGAUUUUGCAAUCGAUUUCAGUUUAAAUUCAAACGAACAUAUUGAGAGUAAAAGUAACAUCCAGGUUUCAGAAAACAAUACGAAUAUAAAAUCGAAUUAUCCUGACGAUAAACCAUUUAACUUGCAAUUUGAAGAAUAUUCACCAAAAAAUAAAAAAACUAACUUUUGUGAAGACAUUUGCAGUAUUUUUCAACAUCCUGAUGAUAUCACAAAAUAUGAUGAGAACCAACAGAAUUUUGAAAGUAAUGACAUAACAAAUAAUAAAGAUUCCUUUGAUGUCCCAAAUUUAGAUGUUACAGAAACAAUUAAAGAAUCGUUAGACAUAGAAAUGUCAGAUUCGAAAUCCGAUCAUGGAGCUAUCCACCACUUGCAAAAUGAAGAGAAAACAAACGAAACUUCAAUACGUUCCGGUACGCCGGAAAGAGAAAAUAAUGAAAUAAAUCAAGUUGAUACAAUUUUUGAAGAGGAUCCGGAGCCAGCACUGAACUUCAAUUUGGCUCCAAAUAUUCAGUAUACAACCAAUGAUGGCAGUAAUAAUUGUAAUACAAAUAUAGACAAAUCGUGUACUCUUUUUGAUAGCUCAUUUGCACACGUAGAAGCACAGUUGACUUCAAAAGACGAGAAUAGGAAUAGUCGCACAAAUGAUACAAAAAUAUUGGAAAAAACUGACGAGCCAGCCAAAAAUUCUGCAUUAGAUGCGGACAUAAUGCCAGAACAACAAGUUGUGGAAAUAUUACCAGGACAACAACAAGAUGAAAAGAUACGUGAAAAAACACCCUGCAAUGCGGAUAUAUUUAAUGAAACCCUUUCAAAUCAUGCUCGUUUACGUCAUUCUAAUACAAAAUACCAUAUUCAUAAGGAAUUAUGGUGCCCUUUUAUUCAAAAACUAAUAAUGAAAAACGAAGGAUUAUGUACGUCACCUACAAAUAAUUUUCAUAAUUUAGACGAAACAGAAAUGGGGAAAAUUUCCGUUUCGAGAACAUCUAAUGACAAUGAAAGCAGGAAAUCUAUAGACAAAGAGUCUUAUUGCGAUUUAUCUUUCGAGGCAGUCUCUGAACAAACUGAAGAUGUUAGUUUGGUUGAUAAAACUUCACAUAAUUUAAACAACGCUCCUUGCAAUGUGUCUGAAACAGAUGCUGGUGUUUUGAGCCCCUUGUCAUUGGAUGAAGAAAGUGUGACUGACUCAGAAAAUAGUAAACAAUCGGAUAUGUCUAUUUAUGAUACUGAAAAAAAGACGUCUGUGACUAGAACAGAUAUUAGUACAGAGAGUAACAUCAAGAAUAAGCACGCAAACAGAUUUAGUAGUGAAAGUAUUGAUUCGCAUGCUAAUAUAGAAACAGAUACCGAUUCCAUAGACAUCAAAACAAUAAUGUCGGAUAACUUAUUGCCACAUUCUUGUCUAGAUACCGAAAUUCUCGACAGUUCUAUAGGGGAAGCAAAAGUCGAACGUAUUGUAAAUAUAACGAAAAUUGAAGAGAAAGCGUGUCAACAUGUUAAUAAUGAUUGUCAUUUUGCAAAGGAUAGAGUAAGUCUGCAAGUCAAUGCGUUUACUGACAAUUUAGACGAAAAGAAACUAGAACAGAAAACAGAAAUGACAUACAUGGAACCGAUUUCUAGUAUAUCGAAAACUCAAGAUGUUUCUCCUGUACACGAACCUCUUUUUGGCGAUAUACCAGACAAAUCAUUACAAUUUAAAGAGAUAGGAGAAACGCAGCCUUUAUCCGACCAUUUAAACAGUCUUCAACAUGAUACACUUACAGAAACAGUAAAUGAUGAUCACGAAGAAUUGACAGAACAAAGUAAUGAUCUAUCGUCACAACCUAAUUCGCCUUCAAGUUCUUUAGGAAAUAGUGUAUUACAGGAGCACCUUAAUGAGUUAAGCUACGAUAACUCCGCCUCAAAUGCUUUUUUCCCAAAAAAAAUACAUUGCCCUCUAACACUUACAAAUGAAUGUCGUGGAGAAUAUAUUGAAGACAUGAUUUCUCCUGACGAUUGCGCUCUUCCUGAAGCUAAUGUUGUUAAAAUACGUCGCGAGAACGUUGAAAUAGACUACAUAGAAAAUCCACAUUGUGAUGAUAACAAAAUUGCGAAUAAUAAUGAUCAUUUAAGUGAAUUGACGACAGAGAAGAUAUCUAUAAGUACAGAUUUUGAAAAUCUGAAUCAAUUUGUGUCCGACGUCGACACGGAUAUAAUUGAUGAGGCUAUUCCACAGUCAACGCACAAUAAAAGUCGUAUUAACGCUGUGGCUAGUACAGAUAAUAUAUUUGACUUAGACACUUUGCAAGAUAGCACCGUUGAAAUGUCACAUAACCAAACCAUCAUAUGUGAACAACAGUUUAAAGAAAGUACUAAGUUAGAUAAAAUACCACCAUAUGAUUCAAAUAAAGUUUUGCGGUGCAGGCCUAGUUAUUCAAGCAAUAAGCUGAAAUCGUUAAAACGAUCUCUGUCAGACUCUGCUUUAGAUGAAAUUCGUGACCAUACCAAAGAUGAUACAGAGAGUGCUGCUUUAUUAUUGCCUGCCUAUAAAAGGAAAAAGUAUGUUGAACCUAAAAGUUACGUAGAUCCUCAACUUAUUUCAGAAAGUUACUGUGCCCAAAGUAAUAGAAGAAAUUCUAUUUCAAUAAUUCAAAAUGACGACAAUGUGUCUUUUUGUAUAUUAAUCGACGAUAAUUGUAUCAUAACAGAAGAGAGCGAAGAAACGGCAAAAAUUUGCUUCACUGAAAUUCCUGAGGAUUGUUUAACCUGCGUGGAUGAUGUGUCUAUAAAUGAAGAAGGAGACUCUAGAUCGGAACUUAAAACACAGCAAGAAGAAUUUAAUUACGAAGAAUCUACGCCACUAGAUGAUCAUUUUUCACAAGAAGAGAAAUCUCUUGAAGAACCAUGGGUAGACGACAUUGCGUGUGUAGAAACAGUUGUAAGUGACGACAUUGCAGAAAAUAUUGUCAUAAGCGCGUCUACCUCGCCGAAAGAUACCGACUUGUCAGAUGGUGACUAUGAGGAUGAAACAGAAUAUUAUAAUAUGAACGAACAUACGGAUAAACUAAAAUACAUAUAUGGUGAUAAAAUGUGCAAUGAUGAUGCGCAAUUUGUUGAAACUUUGUACCGAACGCCACAAAUGAAUGUUAAUAGAACACUCAUAAAUAGAGAAUCUCACAAUAUUGAAGAUUGCAGUAGAUAUUAUGACAAAGAGUCGCUGGAAAGAGUGCUUUCAGAGUCCAAUACCCAUGAAGAACCAGCUGGUAUCGUUGAUGACGUAGAGCCCUAUGUAGAUAAUGCCAGCUCCGUGGAUAUUAAACAGUCACCAGAUAAUAAAGAAAAUCUUAAUUUAGCAAGCUUUAAUAUUUACUCGAUGGAAACACUGAAUGAUUAUCAUGAAAAUAACGUUAACACUGUUUCUAACUUAGACAUGUACGAGAUUAAAGACGGGCAAAAUAAUUUAAAAAAUCACAAAGAACCAAAAGAAAAUGUUGUAAGCCCGUGUGAAUCUAGCAUCGACAAUGUUUUUACCUACAAAAAUUGCACAGAAAGCGCAAAAUGUACAAUUUCUAGUUCUCCUGAAGUAUCAUCAACCACGUCUGAAGAUAAAAGUUCUGGAAUUUUGUUAAAAAUAACCAAUUUUGGUGGGUCUAGAAUAUCGCAAGUCAAUGAUGUUAAAGUUAAUCCGGGGAAUAAAAUAAGCUGUAAAUAUACAGAAAAAAAGGACUACCUGAGUACUAAUAGUAAUUUACCUACCAGAACGUUACUUACUAAGGCCGCUCAGAAAUAUAUACCUCCUAUAAAGGAGAGUAUACCUGACUUAAAAGUGAAGUUAGCCUUACCACAACAUAGUUUGAUAAAACUAAAACAAUUAAAAUUAGCCAAAGAAUCACCAAAACAAAAUGUAGGUAAGCCUAAUAACGUGUUUAGAAAGGAUGUUCCAAAGAAACUCAAACCAAAAUUUGAAGAUGUUCUUAAAAGUAUAGACGAAAUUCAGUUUCAAAUGCAUAAAGAAAAAACAAAGAAAAUAAAAAAGUCCAUACCAAAGGUGGUCAUUAAAAAAAGUGAAAACGGUUCGCAUUACGCUAGCACGUCGAAUAAGGAUAAAUUCAAUCCGGACUUGACUGGGUGUAAAUGGCAACCGUGGGUAUUUAUAGAAAAAAGUCCAUUUAUAGAUAAAAUGGCUUUAAAAAAUAAGACUCGGGCUGUUUUUAGUCAUAGGAAAAAUAUAUAUGUUUUGGCUGAAAAAUUCCAAAAAUAUAAAUCUGUGGGUAGUGGUAAAUUUAUAAUAUCGCAACCAAAGCUUAAUGAUUCGUCGUCGGGACAACUUAAAUACACAAUAAGAUUAAAACACAGUUACUGAGGUAAUUUGUCUGAUGCUCAAUGAACGCAUACAUAGGUUGCGUUAGCUAUUAUUAUGUGGAUCCCACCCAAUAGCGUCGUGUCGUAUUACAUUCCUACUAUUCCAUAGUAGACUUUAUUUAGUAGUUUAGUUACCCAUAUUAGUUCAUUAUCUAGUAGUUUAUAUGUAAAUUAUAGCCAAAUUCUGUACUACAUGUGAUAUGGAAAAACAAAGACAAAAAUCUAGAUUUAUUGAUUAAAAAAAGUGCAAUUUGAUCUGAUAUAUUUUUUGUUACGAAGAUUUAAAGUUUAUUAAAAUUGUUUUUCCUACUUUCAUUCCAUUUCCAAAUAGUAGGUAUAUUGUCCUUAUUUUAUAAAAAUUGCACUUUAGCACUAUAGCCAUAACAAGUAUUAGUUUUAUUUAUAUUAAGCACGAAAAUAGUAAUAUUUAUACAUGUAAUUGAUAAGUUUUUUUAAGUUGUUAGCAUAACUAAAAUAGAAUUUAUUCUACUCAUAAAUGUUACAUGGGAAAAUAUAUGGAGGGAUAUAAAGGCAUCCAACAUUGGUGAUGCGGUGCUUUUUUAGAUGAGAAAAAACUAUGUAUUUAAAAUAAAUAGAUAAGUAUAAAGAUAAUUUUUAUUGAUGCGUUAUAUGUAUAUUAUGUACCAUUUUUAUUGUUAUAGAUUUAAAGGAAAUAUUGUAUAUUUAAUAAGAUUAUAUUCACGGUCAGUUGCAUUCACGAUUGACCGUUGAUUGCUCACGUAAAUUGUAGGCACAUAAUAUACGAGUUUUUUUUUUAUUAAUAAUUUAUAUUUAUAAACGAAAAAAUAUGUAAUAGGUUGAAGUACAAAGUUGCACAUAGUUUAUAAUAAAUAUUGUGUGAUUUGUGUAUAAUGUCCAAAACUAGCAGUUAUAUUCAUACAAUAAUUAAUUAUCAGCCUCUUUCAGGGCUUGAAAGACAAAGAUUUUUGUUUUUGUAAUGAUAUUACAGUGAAACGACGUAGUAUAGGUAAUAAAAUUAUAGCGUGAAAUAACCAAAGCCAAUACUCAGAAAUAACAGAUUGAAAAAAUAUUACUCAAUGUUGUUUUUGCAAAAUACUGUCUAAUUCUAAUAUGCUUCUUCAUAUAAUUAUUGAGUGUAAAUCUUCGCUUAUAACAUCAUUAUACAAUACGACCCAUGGCGCUCUAUUUAAAUUAUCUUGUUUCGUAUAUCACCUGAGUGGGUCUGUAAGUAAAUUUAAAUGAACAUUUUACGAAAUAGAUAUAGAAUUAGUCCUGCACACUGAUCGAGUGCCUUUUGUGGAGCUUAUGUUAAUAUCACACAUAUUAUACCUACUUUCAACAUACAUAAAUCGUCAUCUUGGAAAGUAAGUAUAUAAGAAAGUAUAUAUACUACUGAUCUCACGUAUGUACGAGGCACAUGCCAUUCAUAUUUGCCUGAUAGUGCCUAGACCAUGGUAACAUUAUAAAUACGCUAUUUUUAUAUCAUGUACAGGGUGUAUGAAAUAAACCAAAUAUGUGCUUUUAAAACAUACAUAUUUUAGCAAGUUGCCUUUGUAGUUAGCUGUUAGAAAUAAGUUAUACCUAUUAUUAUUGAUGUUUUUAAAUGUUGAGUGAUGAGCUGGCAUAUAUUUAUUAAAGAUAACUCUACCGUAAUAAUGUUAACUUGUAAAUUAUGAAAUAUACUAAGUUAAGGAGUGUAUUUAGUCCUCCAGGGAUUUAAAGUGUACAAAGGUAAAUCAUUUUUUUAAAGUCGUCCGAUUUGUGAAGGGCUUGUUCUAAAAAUAAUUUGAGGCUGAACUUCUACAUUCAUGUAAAUGAAUACCUACUAUGUUCUAUUGACUGAGAUUUCGUUUUUCAUUUCCUAAUCGAUUUGUCUUGAAUGUUUUAUGAUUGUUUUCUUUGCUAUUAUUUUUUUUUUAAUUUAUAAAAGUAUGUUUGUUAUGCACUAUUGAGUGGAUUUGUUUUAUUUUCCUGCACAUUAUUGGCCAUUAUUAUGUGAUUGGAAGAAUAUAUGUAUAUAUACUAUGUUUGAUGCACUAAUAUUGUUAAGGGUUAUGGCGUUAUUUAAGUUAUGUUAAGACAUUGUUUUGUCGUUUAAUAUUGAUGCAUAUCUUUAUGCCAGUAAACGCAGGUGAUAGUGUUUCGUGAUAGAUGUAACGUGCCGCGCAUGCUCUACAGUGCUGAGUGGAGACUGAACCGUAGCGCAUGAGUGGUAACAAACCGUGUAUUUAUUGUUAAUGGGUAUUUUAUGUUUCGAGUGGUACCUAGUUUUGAGAAUUGUUCUAAAAUUGACCAAAUAAAUGUGUUCCAAAUAAAAUGCAUUAUUUUUGUUUA